Molecule: messenger RNA, 2249 nt
Organism: Callorhinus ursinus (northern fur seal)
Lineage: Eukaryota; Metazoa; Chordata; Mammalia; Carnivora; Otariidae
Gene: PAQR9
Product: progestin and adipoQ receptor family member 9
Cellular component (GO): membrane
Molecular function (GO): signaling receptor activity
Source: RefSeq, a predicted model, not a curated record
UCGGCGCGCGCAGCUGAGUCGCUGGCGCAGCCUUUGGCCCCCACAUCAAUCAUUUACAGGCCAGCUAGGGCUACUGCGGCCCGAGGAGGGGGGAUGGAACGGUUGCUCCGAAUCAGGUCUUCUCUUGAAUCUGCAGCGACGCCCCCGGCGCGUGCACAAAGGCUCCGACGGCGGCCGGCGGGGACUGCCGAGCGCGCCGGAGCCGGCGCCAGAGGUCGCCUGUGCGCGCCCUAGCCAAGCCCCAGGCACCAUGCCGCGGCGCCUGCAGCCCCGGGGCGCGGGCACAAAGGGCCCGCCGGCCACGACCGCCGCGGCUUCGGAGGCGGCCUCAAGUUCCCACCCCUCCGCCUCCGGGGACCCUCCAGCAUCGGCCAAGCCGCUGCUGCGCUGGGACGAGGUUCCCGACGACUUCGUGGAGUGCUUCAUUCUGUCGGGCUACCGGCGGCUGCCAUGUACCGCGCAGGAGUGCCUAGCCUCGGUGCUGAAGCCUACCAACGAGACGCUCAACUUCUGGACGCACUUCAUCCCGCUGCUGCUAUUCCUGAGCAAGUUCUGCCGCCUGUUCUUUCUGAGCGGCCAGGACGUGCCCUUCCAUCACCCGUGGCUGUUGCCUCUGUGGUGCUACGCGUCGGGCGUGCUGCUGACCUUCGCCAUGAGCUGCACGGCGCACGUGUUCAGUUGCCUGUCGCUGCGCCUGCGCGCUGUCUUCUUCUACCUGGACUACGCGUCCAUCAGCUACUACGGCUUCGGCAGCACAGUGGCUUACUACUACUACCUGCUGCCGGGCCUGAGCUUGUUGGACGCCAGGGUGAUGACACCGUAUGUGCAGCAGCGCCUGGGCUGGCACGUGGACUGCACGCGCCUCAUCGCCGCCUACCGCGCGCUCGUGCUGCCAGUGGCCUUCGUGCUGGCGGUGGCCUGCACAGUGGCCUGCUGCAAGAGCCGCACAGACUGGUGCUCUUACCCAUUCGCGCUCCGCACUUUUGUGUUUAUCAUGCCCCUCAGCAUGGCCUGCCCCAUCAUGCUCGAGAGCUGGCUCUUUGACCUGCGCGGUGAGAACCCCACGCUCUUCGUGCACUUCUAUCGUCGCUACUUCUGGCUGGUGGUGGCCGCCUUUUUCAAUGUGAGCAAGAUCCCUGAGCGCAUCCAUCCAGGCCUCUUCGACAUUAUUGGCCAUAGCCACCAGCUCUUCCACAUAUUCACUUUCCUUAGCAUCUAUGACCAGGUGUACUACGUGGAGGAGGGCCUGCGCCAAUUCCUCAAGGCGCCGCCUGCGGCGCCCACCUUCUCUGGCACAGUGGGCUACAUGCUGCUGCUGGUGGUCUGUCUGGGACUGGUCAUCAAGAAGUUCCUAAACAAAACCGAAUUCUGCAGUAAAAAGUGAACCUCCGCCUUGGAGGAGGCUGCUGGUUCGCCCACCUAUUUGUUCGGAGUUUCUGUUGUUGCUGUUGUUGGUUUGUUUUCAAGUUUUGUUGUGUUUCCUUCUUUGCUCAAGGAAGGUGCUGCAAAACCACAGGGAAAAAGUCGAAUGCAACAAGGGGGUCUCGGUGCACUUGGGGGCUUUGGAAGAGGGAGAUAUGGUUCAAGCAAGAGGGAGAGUGCCACUGGUUCUUGCCCCUGGAAAAAAAUUCGGGUGGUGUUUCUGACAUCCAGGGGUUUUUCAAAGGGAGUGAGUAAAAUCCCAAAUAAAACCCCGAACAGUUUGGUUUUCCAGUCGUCUUCUGCACCAGUGGUAAUGAGGAGUAGUCCUGGUGAGGUCAGGUAUGCAGUAAAGAGGGUAAGUAGACAAAAUCCCUGGGUGCUUCCAUUUCGGUCUGAGGAAUGCUUGGAUUUGUAAAAAGAAUGGAGCUUUGUAGGAAAUGGGCACAAAGACACAAACCCAGGGCUUAACCUGCUAGAAAAUGCAUGGAAUGUGAACACAAAUUAUUUCAAAAUGUUUCUCAGAUGUUAUUUAAAUAGUAAUAUAUACAAUGAUUUUUCACAACUUAUCAAAGCCUGUGAUAUGCACUGAAUUUUCUUUGUUACAUAGUUUUGAAUUUUGCAGCCCUUCUGCAUUGCAUACACUUGAACUGGACAUCAGGGCAAGCUGCUUGAGAAUUCUCAACUACUUUUUUAAACAGUGUUUUCUGAAGGCUUAUGUGUGUUAUGAUACAACUGUGAAUUAUUCUACCUUAGGGACUCUGGUUAAACUAUUGUUGAGGAGCUCAGUGGUUUAUAUACAUCCCAGGUUCCAAUUCCUUUAUUACACA